Messenger RNA from Vidua macroura (Pin-tailed whydah), 1940 nucleotides. RefSeq names its product zinc finger protein 395-like. Gene Ontology annotation, molecular function: DNA-binding transcription factor activity; RNA polymerase II cis-regulatory region sequence-specific DNA binding. Lineage: Eukaryota; Metazoa; Chordata; Aves; Passeriformes; Viduidae. Gene Ontology annotation, cellular component: nucleus. The record is from RefSeq and is a predicted model, not a curated record. Gene Ontology annotation, biological process: regulation of transcription by RNA polymerase II.
UGGAGGAAGAUGAGGGGCAGCCCAUCCUGUUGUUUUGGAAUAUUUUCUCAGGUGUGGCAGCAGAACAAGCUGCCUCCCAAGGUGAGCUCUCAAGGCGAUGGAUUCCACAGGCACCUCUUCUGCAUACGUAAUAACUCACUCUUCAUUUUAAUUUUCUUUUUAGCACGUAAUGAGCUGACUGAGAAACCCAAGCCCAAGGAGCUUGGGAGGAAAUUUAAGGAGCAUUUCUGGAACCAGAAGAUUUUGGCUCCUGCUUGGAUGCAUUGGAGAAGCGUGUCCGUCAUGGCCACCGUCCUCUCGCGCCGCCUGGGGAAGCGCUCCCUGCUGGGCACCCGCGUGGCCGUUCCCGACGGGAUCCUGGCGGCCUCCCAGAUUCCGGAAUUUUCCCCGCUCGAGGACGGAACGCCCGGAUCCCCCAAUCCCGGAUCCCCCAAUCCCGGAUCCCCCGGUCCCGGAUCCCCCAAUCCCGGAUUCCCGAAUCCCGGAAGUCUCCGGCAGCCCCACGGGCAGCAGGUCCUCGUCACUUCCCUGGAUGAGCAGAUCCAAGGAUUCCCGGCGUGCUGGAGGGCGCAGGACCCGCUCCAAGCCCCACCCCUGCGCACUUCCAGCAUUCCCGAGAGAUCCGUGUCCAGCAACAUCGACGUUCCCAAAAGGAGAUCCGACGCGGCCGUGGAGAUGGACGAGAUGGUGGCGGCCAUGGUGCUGACCAGCCUCUCCUGCAGCCCCGCCCUGCGCAGCCCCCCCUGCGGCCUCCCCCCCUCGCAGGCAGCCGGUGACCCCUGGAAGGACAGCGGGGACGUCUCGGACAGCGGCAGCAGCACCACCAGCGGCCACUGGAGCAGCGCCGGCAGCGCCACCGCGUCCCCUCCCCACCGCCCUGGCAGCGCCACCGCGUCCCCUCCCCACUGCCCUGGCACUGCCACCACGUCCCCGCCUCACUGUCCCGGCGGUGCCACCGCGUCCUCUCCUCGCCACGCCGGCAGUGCCACCGCGUCCCCUCCUCACUGUCCCGGCAGUGCCACCGCGUCCCCUCCUUACUGCCCUGGCGCUGCCACCGUGUCCCCUCCUCACCGCGCUGGCAGUGCCACCGCGUCCCCUCCUCACCGCGCUGGCAGUGCCACCGCGUCCCCUCUGAGCGAUGACGGCUUCGACACCGACCCCGAGCCCUCGGCGCCGGAGGAGCCCGCGCCGCGCCGCAGGAAGAACUCGGCGAAGGUGAUGUUCAAGUGCCUCUGGCCCGGCUGCGGCAAAGUCCUGCGCUCCGGCGUCGGCAUCAAGCGCCACGUCCGCACCCAGCACCUGGGGGACGGCUCUGAGCGCGAGGAGGAUUUCUACUACACCGAGCUGCGGGUGCCUGAGGAGCCACCCCCGGAGCUGCCACCACCCGCUGUCCCCGCUGUCACUGCUGUCCCCGGUGCCACCACUGUCCCCGCCGUCCCCGGUGCCACCGGGGCCAUCGGGGCCGUGUCCUGCUCUGCCCCCAUCGUCAUCCAGCCCGGCCCGGGCCAGCCCGGCCUGAGCCACUCGGCCCCCGGCUCCUUCUGGCACAUCCAGGCCGACCACGCCUACCAGGCUCUGCCCUCCAUCCAAAUCCCGGUGUCCCCCCACAUCUUCACCAGCAUCAGCUGGGCUGCUGCCACCUCCCCACUGCCGUCCCUGUCACCGGCGCGGAGCCGCUCCCUCAGCCUCGGCGACCCUCAGCUGCCGCCUCGGCCGCCGCCAUCGCUGCAGCCCCAGCUCCUCGUGGCCUCCCCGCCCCGCGCCUCCCUCGGCACCAGAAAAAUCCGCGGCGAAGCCAAGAAAUGCCGCAAGGUUUACGGCAUCGAGCACCGGGAGCAGUGGUGCACGGCGUGCCGCUGGAAGAAGGCCUGCCAGCGCUUCCUGGACUGAAUUCCGACGCCGUCCUCCCCUUUUCCCGCCUGGAAUUCCCUCAGGAAUCC